This is a messenger RNA of Carassius gibelio (silver crucian carp), 1361 nucleotides long. It is a transcript of the gene fstb, whose product is annotated as follistatin b. Lineage: Eukaryota; Metazoa; Chordata; Actinopteri; Cypriniformes; Cyprinidae. Gene Ontology annotation, biological process: multicellular organism development; cell differentiation; regulation of BMP signaling pathway. The transcript is spliced from 6 exons. The record is from RefSeq and is a predicted model, not a curated record. Bases 133 to 1167 code for a protein of 344 amino acids. Gene Ontology annotation, molecular function: activin binding; protein binding.
GAGACCCCAUAUAGAUUUAAAAAGCGAGACGGAUUCGGUGUGUAUGACAGUCAGUGAGUGCAAAGCAUCGGGAGAACAUCUGUCCGUCUGUAGCCCGUCUGUCUCCAACGCGCGUCUCCACUUUUUCUAGGGAUGCUACAGUUACCGCAGCUCCGCCAGAGCGUGAUCGCGCUUCUCAUAUGGUUCGCGCACUUGAUGGAACAGCAGAAAGUACAAGCUGGGAACUGCUGGCUUCAGCAGGGCAAGAAUGGGAGAUGCCAGGUUCUCUACAUGUCUGGGAUGAGUCGGGAAGACUGUUGUAGAAGUGGUCGUUUGGGCACAGCGUGGACCGAGGAGGAUGUACCCAAUAACACGCUCUUCCGGUGGCUGAUCUUCAAUGGCGGUGCACCGAAUUGCAUCCCUUGUAAAGAGACUUGUGAUAAUGUGGACUGUGGUCCUGGAAAGAGGUGCAAAAUGAACAAGCGGAAUAAGCCUCGCUGCGUAUGUGCCCCAGACUGCUCCAAUGUCACCUUUAAAGGGCCAGUGUGUGGCUCUGAUGGGAAAACAUACCGGAACGAAUGUGCCCUUCUUAGGGCUAAGUGCAAGAGACACCCUGACCUGACUGCGCAGUACCAGGGAAAAUGCAAAAAAUCAUGCGAUGAUGUGCAAUGUCCUGGAAACUUGAAGUGUGUACUGGACCAGACCAACAACGCCUACUGUGUGACCUGCAACCGACUUUGCCCCGAGGUGACCUCACCGGAGCAGUACCUGUGUGGGAACGACGGGAUUGUGUACCCCAGCGCCUGCCAUAUCCGAAGGGCCACGUGCAUCAUGGGAUGGUCCAUUGGAGUCGCCUACGAGGGGAAAUGCAUAGACGCCAGGUCCUGUGAAGAUAUCAAAUGCCGGGAGGGACGGAAGUGUCUUUGGGACAAGCAGACGGGACGGGGACGCUGCGUGGUGUGCGAGGAGACCUGUCCCGAGAGUCGUCCGGGCGACAGCGUCUGCGCCGGCGACAACGCCACUUACCCGAGCGAGUGCGCCAUGAGGCAGGCCGCCUGCUCUUUGGGUCUUGUCCUGGAAGUCAAACACUCGGGCUCCUGCAACUCUCUCUCUGAAGAGACGGAUGAAGAGGAGGAUGAUGAAGAUGACACGGAUUAUAGCCAUGAAUCUCUGUUACUGACUGGAUAAACCACCGUCAACAGCAGGACUCCAUUUGAGCACAGAGUCGUGUUCAUGUUGUACAGACGCGGACUCUUAUUUAUUUUCCACAGCCACGUGGAAGAUGCUUAUUGUUGUAGAUGUUUAUUUAUACUUGGUUUUUUUUUUUGUGCCUUUUUUAUUUAUACAUUUAUAGUCCAAAUAAAUGAUCUCUCUCGUCUUUC